Molecule: messenger RNA, 2695 nt
Organism: Sitophilus oryzae (rice weevil)
Lineage: Eukaryota; Metazoa; Arthropoda; Insecta; Coleoptera; Curculionidae
Product: cullin-2
Exons: 14
Coding region: 321-2570 (749 amino acids)
Biological process (GO): SCF-dependent proteasomal ubiquitin-dependent protein catabolic process; protein ubiquitination
Cellular component (GO): SCF ubiquitin ligase complex; Cul2-RING ubiquitin ligase complex
Molecular function (GO): ubiquitin protein ligase binding
Source: RefSeq, a predicted model, not a curated record
GCCAGUUGAUAUGCCAGUUGUCAGUUGUGGUUGUCAGUUAGAAAUGUCGUCGAAUAGUCUAAAAAUUUUAGAUUAAUAGUGGGUUAUUCUCAUUUUUAUAAAUUCUAUUUUUCGUUGACAGCGAUUUAUUUGGUGGUUGAAUUUGGAUAUAUUUUUUUUAUUUAAGAUUUCUUUAAAAGAUGUUUAUUACAUGAUUUGGUAUCCCAAAUAAAUAUACAGAGAAUCUCAGUAAAUUCAAGGAUACAGAAACAAUUUGAAAAGGAAGAAAAAUUGCACUGUCAUUCUUUGUGUAAAACAGUUGGACUUGAUUCACAAUAAACAUGUCAUUAAAACCAAGACAAGUAGAUUUUAAUGCCACAUGGGGGGCCAUCAAAGAGACUAUUAGAGGAGUAAUAACUUUAGAUCAUGUUCCAAGAACUGUCUGGAAUGAUAGAUUUUCUGAUGUGUAUUCCUUAUGUGUUGCGCACCCAGAACCUUUAGCUGACAGGUUAUAUGCUGAGACAAAACAGUAUUUAAUUGACCAUGUUGCCCAACUACUUGAGAGAGUUCAAGAAGAUGGUGAGCAAAAUUUAGUUAAAAACUAUUUCUUAUAUUGGACACAAUAUUCUGUUGGAAGUCAGUACCUUCAUAGUUUAUAUCUGUAUUUGAACCAACAACACAUUAAGACCCAAAAAAUGUCAGAUGCUGAAAUAAUUUAUGGGAGUAUUGAUCCCAAUGUUGCAACUCAAGGCGAUCAAAUGGAAAUAGGUGAAUUGGCCCUUCAAGUAUGGCAAUCGAAUAUGAUUACUCCUUUGGGUCACAGAUUAGUCAAGUUAUUACUUGAAGCUAUUGACUUGGAUAGAGCUGGUCAACCACCUAAAAUUCCGAUUGAAGCUGUUAGGGGGACUAUCUUAAGCUUUGUAGAGGUACAAGCUUACAGGAAGAAGGCACAACUACAGUUAUAUGUAGAAUUGUUUGAAAUGACUUUUCUGAAUGCUAGUGGUGAACAUUUUAAAAGAGAUGCAGCACUUCUUCUGCAAGAAAGAAAUGUCAGUUUAUAUAUGGAAAAAGUUAAAGGUAAAAUAGAAGAAGAGCUAUUCAGAGCAAGAAGAUAUUUACAUUCGAGUUCCUUACCUAAAGUGGCUCAUAGAUGCGAACUUCAUAUGGUAGCUGAGCACUUGCAAUUUUUGUAUAGUGAAUGCAACAAUAUGGUUAAAUAUGAGAAGAAAAAUGAUCUUUCAAAUAUGUAUGAUUUGCUUAAAAGUGUUCCAAAUGCUUUAGUUGUUUUGGUUGAUACUGUAUUUGAUCAUAUCAAAAAUCAAGGAUUAUCUGCUAUACACAAUCUUCAGGGAGAGUCAAUUCACAUAAAUUUUGUGGAAAACCUAUUAACAGUUUAUAAAAAAUACAAGUCUUUAAUCCAAGAAGUUUUUAAAUCAGAUCAAAAUUUUAUGGGUGCUUUAGACAAGGCCUGUAAUUCAGUCAUAAACCAUAGAGCUAAUGAUGGUAGAGCACCUUGCAGAAGUCCAGAGUUACUGGCAAAAUAUUGCGAUACUUUGCUUAAAAAAAGCAGCAAGGGCAUAAGUGAAUCGGAGGUUGAUGAAAAACUGUUAGAGAGCAUAAUAAUAUUCAAAUAUAUAGACGAUAAAGAUAUUUUUCAGAAAUUUUAUUCAAGGUCAUUGGCAAAAAGACUAAUUCAUCAACAAACGCAAAGUAUGGACGCUGAAGAAGCUAUGAUCAAUAGGCUAAAGCAAGCAUGUGGGUAUGAGUUCACUAGUAAACUACACAGAAUGUUUACGGACAUGUCAGUAUCAGCUGACCUCAACAAUAAAUUCCAAGAAUUCUUGAGUAAAGAUAAAAUAGAAUUAGGUAUUAAUUUUGGAAUUUAUGUGUUACAAGCGGGUGCUUGGCCUUUGGGACAAGCCAUUGUUACGCCAUUUGCUCUACCCCAACAACUAGAAAAAAGCGUCCAAAUGUUUGAGAGUUUUUAUCACAAUAAAUUUAAUGGAAGGAAGUUAACUUGGCUUCAUCAUUUAUGCCAAGCAGAAUUAAAAUUGGGUUAUUUAAAAAAGCCUUAUGUCGUCACUGUUCAAACCUUCCAAAUGGCAAUUCUUCUGCUUUUUGAAAAGUCAGAUACCUUAUCGUGUAAGGAAAUUAGAGAGACUCUACAAUUAAAUUCAGAACAGUUUAAAAGGCACGCUGUAAGCUUAGUUGAUUCAAAAUUAUUAUUAGCGGACACUGAGGAAAUUGACGAAGUGGAGACAAAUUUACGUUUAAAUCUAGAUUAUUCAAAUAAGCGGACAAAAUUCAGAAUAACCGCGGCCAUUCAGAAAGAAACGCCCCAUGAAGUUGAACAAACCAUGAAUUCUGUAGAAGAAGACAGAAAAAUGUACCUUCAGGCUGCCAUAGUAAGAAUAAUGAAAUCGAGAAAGGUGCUUAAACACAAUUUGCUCAUACAAGAAGUCUAUGCACAGUCAAAAGUAUCAUUUGCUCCUAGUGUUCAGUUGAUUAAAAAAUGCAUUGAGUCGCUUAUAGACAAACAGUAUAUUGAAAGAACACCCCAUUCAAGUGAGGAGUACAGUUAUGUAGCUUAGUUAGAGAAGGUAAUUUUAGUUAGAAAAUUAACAAACAAAAAUUGUCAAUGCAAUUGUUUGGUUAUUUUAAAAUGUAUUCUUGUAAUAUGCUGUUCUUUAUAAAAGUACAAUGAUAUUUUUAAUCU